Pantherophis guttatus is the source of this 3129-nucleotide messenger RNA. It is a transcript of the gene FLI1, whose product is annotated as Fli-1 proto-oncogene, ETS transcription factor. NCBI's taxonomy places the organism in Eukaryota, Metazoa, Chordata, Lepidosauria, Squamata, Colubridae. The record is from RefSeq and is a predicted model, not a curated record. Gene Ontology annotation, cellular component: nucleus. Gene Ontology annotation, molecular function: sequence-specific DNA binding; DNA-binding transcription factor activity, RNA polymerase II-specific. Gene Ontology annotation, biological process: cell differentiation; regulation of transcription by RNA polymerase II.
GAUGAAAGCUACUCCAGCUAGAGAACCAAGUUGGGGAGCAGAGGCGACGCAGGCAAAGUUGUCAUAUUAGGGUGAUUUAUCAAAAGAGCGGUUGAAAUAUUGAUAAAGGAAGGAGGGAGGUAAUCCAGGAAGAGAAAAGGAAGGGAGAGGGUCUGGGCACGAGAAAGGGGAGAAAGGAUGCUGUGUCGAGUUGUUCAAAAAAAAUAAAAUAAAUGAAACAUACCCUUAACCCUGAGGAUAUGUGAAAACUGCUGCAGUCUGCAACGAUUCUUAAGACAGGAAAGGAAACACACUUCCUUGUUGCUUCAAGUUGAUCUUGUUCUUAAGGAUAGAAGGGGGGGGAAAGCUAUCUUUUGCGAUGAUGUGGCUGCUGGACUAUUAGAUCUGGGGAAGAAUUUUUUAGUCGGUUUCUCCUUUGUCAUAGUGGAUCUGGAUUUCUAAAUCACCCAACUGGCUGAAGACGAAGUACACUCCAUAAGGCUCUUCCAGACAUCCAGUUGCAAACCAGGAUGUUCCAGACAGUCCCAGACACUUCGUCUUACGUCAAGGUAAGACAUGACACCAUCUUGAAGCAGGAGGCCCUCUCAGUGGUGAGUGAAGAUCAAUCACUCUUUGAUUCUACCUACGGAGCUGGUGCUCACCUUUCCAAAGCAGACAUGACAGCCUCAGGGAACCCGGAUUACGGUCAGCCACAUAAGAUCAACCCUUUACCUCCCCAGCAAGAGUGGAUCAAUCAGCCAGUCCGUGUCAAUGUUAAGAGAGAAUACGAUCAUGUGAAUGGAUCCAGAGAAUCUCCAGUGGAUUGCAGUGUUAGCAAAUGCAACAAACUCGUUGGUGCUGGUCCAGAAUCCAACCCUCUGAAUUACGGCACCUACAUAGAUGAGAAGAACGGACCUCCCCCUCCCAACAUGACCACCAAUGAAAGAAGAGUCAUUGUUCCAGCAGAUCCCACAUUAUGGAGUCAGGAUCAUGUGCGUCAGUGGCUAGACUGGGCUAUUAAAGAAUAUGGCUUAAUGGAGAUUGAUACCAACCUCUUCCAGAACAUGGACGGCAAAGAACUGUGCAAGAUGAACAAGGAGGAUUUCCUCCGGGUCACUUCCCUCUACAACACAGAAGUCCUGCUGUCUCAUCUCAGUUACCUCAGGGAAAGUAGUUCCUUGCUGUCUUACAACACACCAACCCACCCAGAUCCACCACCUCGUGUCAAUACCAAAGAAGAGAACUCCUAUGAUGCUGUUCGAAGAUCAGGAUGGGGUAAUAAUCUGAAUUCCAGCCACAAUAAAAGCCCUCCUCUAGGAGGGACACAAAAUGUAAGCAAAAAUGGAGAACAACAAAGACCCCAACCAGAUCCAUAUCAGAUCUUAGGGCCCACCAGUAGCCGUUUAGCCAAUCCAGGGAGUGGACAGAUCCAACUGUGGCAAUUCCUCCUUGAGUUGCUCUCAGACAGUUCCAAUGCGAGCUGCAUUACGUGGGAAGGAACCAAUGGGGAGUUCAAAAUGACCGACCCCGAUGAGGUGGCCAGGCGCUGGGGAGAACGCAAAAGUAAACCCAACAUGAAUUAUGACAAGUUGAGUCGAGCCCUCCGAUAUUACUAUGACAAGAACAUUAUGACCAAAGUGCACGGCAAGAGAUACGCUUACAAAUUUGACUUUCACGGCAUUGCGCAAGCACUUCAGCCUCACCCAACUGAAUCGUCAAUGUAUAAGUAUCCUUCGGAUCUCUCUUACAUGCCUUCCUACCACGCGCACCAGCAGAAAAUGAACUUCGUCCCUCCCCAUCCAUCCUCUAUGCCCGUCACUUCCUCUAGUUUCUUUGGGGCGGCCUCACCCUACUGGACUUCUCCGGCUGGAAGUAUUUAUCCAAAUCCCAACGUACCCCGCCAUGCUAAUUCCCACAUGUCCUCACACCUAGGCAGCUACUACUAAAUGCUUUUCAUCUUUGCUGAUGUUUCUCGUUUCGACUGGAUGUUUUCUUCCAUUUUUGGAAACUCUCGGGAGGGUUUUUUUUUUUAUAAAGUUGGGGAGAAAGCUUAAAAAAAAAAAACCCGGAUAUUAAUAUUGUUAUUUUUUAUUGUAAUUUUUAUUGGAAUAAACCUUUUUAUUUUUCUAACUCUGCUUCCAGAGGAGCAGAUGGGUUCUCCAGUGGGCCAGUAUCCUGCCUUUCCUUUUGGUUCAAAGCCUUUUUCUCAUUUAUAGGACCUGCUUCAACACUUGUGCUGUGAGUUAUCACUCAAGAACUGUAGACGAAGUAUUGUCAAGUCAAAAAGCUUUUUUUCAAAAAAGGAAGAUCAAAACCGAUGACUUUUAGAACAUGAAUGUUUCUUCCAAACUAAUGGGAAAUCAGUUUUGAGAUGUGCUGAAGAAAAUUCACAAAUUUUGAAGACUCGAUUUGCAGAUAAUCAACUGGAAAUUUAGCUUUAAGGCCAAUGAAGGCUUGGGGUUUCUUUUUUCACUCAACUGGAAAAAAAAAGAGAAUGAAAUAUAAAUAAAUAUGUAUAUUUUAAAGCAACUAAGGGCAUUGAAAGGACUUUACAAGAAUGUGCAUUAAGUCACAUGGUUUUGUUAAUAACUCUGGAAGCAUAAGGCACCAGGAAAAAAAAUAAAACAGGAAGGUAUAAUGCAUUGAGGACAGAUAUUCUUAAGAAUGCAAAAUGGAACUAAUAUAAAAUGACAGCAACUCCACCAGCUUCAACAAAGUUUGGGGAAUUGCAAAAUAAACAUUACCGAUUCACGAACGCUGUGCGUUUGUCAGUCUGCUACCGAAGAGGUCAACAAAGUCAGAGGGCAACUUACUGUAUAAAUUAUGCAGAGUUAUGUUUUUAACCUAUAUCUCACAGUAUUGAUGAAAACUGAAACGAGUUGACCUCGGUCACAAAUACAGUUGUGGUUGUUGUUGGGUUUUUUUUUUUACUAUCAAAUCCAUUUUUGUACAUCUUUUUUAAUCUGUACAUUUGGGUUACAGCUUUGUUUUGUUUUUAUUAUUAUUUUUUUUGUUUUGCUAAAAAAAAUAAAGUUAAAAAAAAAAGAAAGAAACACAUGGAAUGUGUCUGUUGGAAAACUAAGGACCCCAUUUGGAAACAAACUGACGGUUAUAUCCAAAAACUUGGAAUAAAGAUCUCUUACAAAGCUG